Messenger RNA from Acanthosepion pharaonis, 642 nucleotides. The record is from the annotation of a GenBank genome assembly. NCBI's taxonomy places the organism in Eukaryota, Metazoa, Mollusca, Cephalopoda, Sepiida, Sepiidae.
AUGGUCUUAAGUUGUCCAAAUUUCUUGGAUGAAAUAUUGCUCAUAUUAGUUGUUUGGAAGUUUAUCUUCUCUACUUAUUUUUGCAAAUCUAUCUAUCUAUCUAUCUAUCUAUCUAUCUAUCUAUCUAUCUAUCUCAGUCUGUUCCUAUCUGUCUGUCUACCUCAGUCUGUUCAUAUCUAUCUAUCUAUCUAUCUAUCUAUCUAUCUAUCUAUCUAUCAGUCUUCUGUUCACAUCUAUCUGCCUCGGUCUGUUCACAUCUAUCUAUCUAUCUAUCUAUCUAUCUAUCUAUCUAUCUAUCUAUCUAUCUAUCUAUCUAUCUAUCUAUCUCAGUCUGUUCAUAUCUAUCUAUCUAUCUAUCUAUCUAUCUUUAUCAUAUUUUUGCAUAUAUGUAUGUAUCUCAACCUGUUCAUAUCUCAGUUUAAUGUUAUCUAUCUACCUCAGUCUGUUCAUAUCUAUUUACUUCAGUCUAUUCAUAGCUAUCUAUCUAUCUAUCUAUCUAUCUAUCUAUCUAUCUAUCUCAGUUUUCUGAUAUCUAUCUAUCUAUCUAUCUAUCUAUCUCAGUUCAUGUUUAUCUAUCUAUCUAUCUAUCUAUCUAUCUAUCUAUCUAUCUAUCUAUCUAUCUAUCUAUGUCAGUUCAUUUAA